Phoenix dactylifera (date palm) is the source of this 837-nucleotide messenger RNA. The record is from RefSeq and is a predicted model, not a curated record. Lineage: Eukaryota; Viridiplantae; Streptophyta; Magnoliopsida; Arecales; Arecaceae.
CCGACCGAUUGUUCUCGGGCUUUCUUCCCUUCUUUGGUCGGAGAGAUGGCGGACGCGACGGCUGCGCCGGCUGCGCCGGCGAAGGAGGAGGCGGCGGAGGAGAAGACGGUGAUGGUGGUGGGGAUCGACGACAGUGAGCACAGCUACUACGCCCUGGAGUGGACCCUCGAGCACUUCUUCUCCCCCAAAGUUCGCGGCCCGAACCCGGCCUUUAGGCUCGUCAUCGUCCACGCCAAGCCCUCCCCCUCCUCCGUCGUUUCCCUCGCCGGCCCUGGUGCGGCGGACGUGCUGCCGUUUGUGGAUGCGGAUCUCCGGAAGAGCGCGGCGAGGAUCGUGGAGAAGGCUAGGGAGGACUGCGUGGCCAAAUCGGUGAGCGCACUGUUUGAAGUGGUGGAAGGAGAUGCAAGGAAUGUUCUCUGUGAGGCAGUAGAAAAGCAUCAUGCUGAUAUGUUGGUUGUGGGCAACCAUGGGUAUGGAGCAAUAAAAAGGGCAGUUUUGGGUAGUGUGAGUGAUUACUGUGCUCAUCAUGCUCACUGCACCGUGAUGAUAGUGAAGAAACCCAAGUCAAAGCAAAAGUGAUUUAGCCGACAAGCUGGCGAUGCAGUCUCCAUCACCGUGUAUCCAAUAAAAUUCCUACGUAUUAGCAAGUUACACAUGCGCGACCUAUGCAUUAUAUAUCUGAUGCUUCUGCGAUGCUCUUUAUAUAUGUAGCACUGUUUGUGAGUUGAAUCAAGUUCAUCAUUUUAUCCCUUCUUAAAUUUUCUUUUCACUUGGACAUUGUACUUGUUGUUAGUGAACUUUGGUGCUUGCUAUGCGAGAAAACUGGGUGUUUGUUCC